This is a messenger RNA of Culicoides brevitarsis, 982 nucleotides long. RefSeq names its product GPN-loop GTPase 2. Gene Ontology annotation, cellular component: cytoplasm. Bases 50 to 982 code for a protein of 310 amino acids. The record is from RefSeq and is a predicted model, not a curated record. The transcript has 2 exons. Gene Ontology annotation, molecular function: GTPase activity. NCBI's taxonomy places the organism in Eukaryota, Metazoa, Arthropoda, Insecta, Diptera, Ceratopogonidae.
AACAAAAACAAAACCCGGGAACGAUUACUGCUGAAAAAUUCUUUUAAAAAUGGAAACAAUUGUCUCUGAAACGUCCCGACAUCAAAACAAGAAGCUCAAAAGUGCUCGUCAAGUCUAUGGGCAAGUUGUGAUAGGACCUCCAGGUUCCGGCAAAUCAACUUACUGCAAACGAAUGUACGACUUCCUUAAACAACUAAAUCGCAAAGUAGCGAUUGUCAAUCUCGAUCCAGCGAAUGAAAAUAUGCCCUACGAAGCCACAAUCGACGUCAUGAAGCUCAUCACAGUCGAAGAAGUCAUGGAAAGUAUGAAUCUCGGUCCAAACGGAGCUCUCAUGUACUGCAUCGAAUUCCUCGAAACGAAUUACGAGUGGCUUGAACAACAAUUAACAACGUCAGAAUAUAAUUAUUUCUUGUUCGAUUGUCCCGGACAAGUUGAGCUUUACACACAUCACGCCUCAGCACGAAACAUUUUCAACAAACUCGAAGGACAGGGAUUUCAUUUGUGUGCGGUGCACUUGGUUGAUUCGCAUUUUUGUAGUGAACCGCAUAAAUAUAUCUCGGCACUUUUGUUGUCGCUGAGCACAAUGCUGCAAAUUGGACUGCCGCACGUGAAUAUUUUAAGUAAAGCGGAUCAGUUAAAGGAAUUUGGAUCGAAACUUUUGUUCAAUUUGGAUUUUUAUACGGAUGUGUUGGACUUGAAAUAUCUCCUUGAGGCCUUGGAUGACACGGAAAGGAUGCAAAAGUAUCGGAAAUUGAAUCAUGCGAUCGUUUCCAUGAUUGAGGAUUAUGCGUUGGUGACGUUUGCUUUGCUGGAUUCGAACAGGAACGACAGUCUCGUGAAUGUUAAGAAUUUGAUUGAUAAAGCGAACGGAUAUGCGUUCUCAGCGUCGGAAGAAACAACAAUUAAUACGUUGUUGGCAACGGCAAUGGGAGCCAAAAGUGAAACGGAACGAUUUGGGGAGAGCGUUGAUCCGUAUCUGUGA